Molecule: messenger RNA, 1303 nt
Organism: Symsagittifera roscoffensis
Lineage: Eukaryota; Metazoa; Xenacoelomorpha; Acoela; Convolutidae
Product: zinc finger protein 705F-like
Exons: 2
Coding region: 134-1102 (322 amino acids)
Source: RefSeq, a predicted model, not a curated record
UUUAAGAGGCAUUAUCUGCAAUCCAGCACUCGAUUCGAGCAACUCAGGACAACAUGUCUGCUCGUUUUCGGCAACCGAACAGAAGUUGAAAACAAGCGAGAGACCGAAUGAAGAAAAAAACGAAGAGAGGGAAAUGGAUUUGAAUUUAUACGGAUACGAAGACAAUUAUAGCGACACGACAAACAAAAUGGUGACCGAACACGAAUCAAGUGUGUCUUCGAUCGACCUAGAAACUUUUGAUAACCAUUUUUACAACGGUUUCGUAGUGAAUCAACAUCAAGAUUCAAAUGAAGCUUUGGAGUCGGCUCAAACUGUUAAGCUGAACAUGGUGAACGCUUUCGACCAAAUGAACUGCCAAAACUUAAAGUUCAAUUUAUUAGAGCAAUUUCACUUUGGGUCGAGAUCCGUUGCAGCAGGGCAGGUUCCCGAGUGGUUGAGCCCUGGAGUUCGGAGUGGCCCUGUUUCUGUAUCCAACGUUCCCGGAGGUCAGCUGAAACCCGCAACCGCAUCACAAAACUCGCAUGCAAAUUUUAUCAUGUGCAGAUUCUGUCGCAAAGUUUUUCCCCGAAGUAGUAACUUAAAUCGACAUCUCCGAACUCACACUGGAGAGAAACCUUUCGUGUGUAACUACUGCAACAGAGCCUUCAGUAUAUCGGGUGAUCUGCAGAGACAUGUGAGGGAUACUCACAAACAGCAGAAACGCUUCAAAUGCAAGUUGUGCAGCAAACCCUUCGGACAGCUUGUUAACUUGAAACGACAUUUACAGAAACAGGACCAUAAACACCCUUGCUCCUCCCCUUCCACCUCAGCCCUCAUGGUUGUGUCACGUGAUACCACACCCGAACUCACACCUUCAGCCAAAGGAGUCCACGCGACAUUCGGGUCAUUCGCGAAAGGAAUCAGUCUCAGGACACCGGCAACAUUUCAAAGUGCUACAGCUACCCACUUAAUGCCAACGGCAGGCGACAUCGGUGCAUUUUUGGACACGUCUACUUUGCAAAGCCAUGGAGGCUACCCUUGCUCUUCAACACAAUUAGCUCGCACGAUGUCAGUGAUUCGUCCCCACCCGGAAAAAAUGUCCCACUGCUCUACUGACUUUUAAAAUAACUUUUAAUUUCAUACGCUAUUAAAUUGUAUCUACCUCUAAAAGUUCAGUUUAACUAGUUUGCAGCUAUUUUCAUUGCCUUAAUGCACCAAUACUUUUCAUUGCCUUAAUGCACCAAUACUUAAGAGCCUUUUACACAACACUUUUUAAAGCCUUGUCAGCGCUCUAUCUCACUCUAAAUUAUAAAAUAUAUUUUGA